AUGGCACAGAUCCGAAGAUUAGACACAACAACAAUUAACAAAAUUGGUGCUGGCGAAGUGAUACAGCGUCCUUACAACGUUGUUAAAGAGCUUAUUGAAAAUUCCAUAGAUGCCAAAGCCACUACAAUCAACGUUUCUGUGAAGCAAGGUGGCUUAUCGCAGAUCUCAGUGAUAGACAAUGGUAUUGGAUUUUCUCCUGAAGACUUGAAAAUGGUAGGAGAGCGGUACAUGACAUCGAAAAACAUCGGAGGAGACACAUAUGGAUAUCGAGGGGAAGCUUUGUCGUGUAUGACUUAUUUAGCUAAAGUGACGAUAACAACGCGACAAGCAAUGAGUGAAGUAGCUUACAAAGUGGUGAUCAGUGAUGGUAAAAUACAAGGAGAUAUUCAACCAACAGCGGGGGAGGUUGGGACCAUAGUAAUAGUUGAGGAUUUAUUCAAGAAUAUGCCGAGAAAGAGAGGGAUGAAAGAAGGGGAAGAGUAUUCGCGGAUUAUAGAAGUAGUAGGGAACUAUGCGAUACAUAACGCACUCAUUUCAUUCACUUUACGAAAAAGUGGUACCGCGUCGUGUGACAUUAAAACGAAUAAUAAAUCCACUAUUCUGGCAAACAUCUCAAAAAUUCACACAAUAAGAACAGCAGAAACGUUACACCAAUUCUCCAAGCAAAAUGAAGAGCCACCAUUCUCUAUGGACCUCUUUUUGAGUGACUCGGGAUACGACGGGAAAAAGAAUAUCUUCAUCUUGUUCAUCAAUAACAGAUACGUCGAAUUUCCAGCACUUAAGAAGAUCUUCGAAAGGUCAUAUGAAGAAAAUAUACCAAAAGUGUCACAUUUUGUGUACAUGUCUGUGGAGGUCGAGAAAGAGAGAAUUGACGCAAAUGUUAAUCCGAGUAAAACAGCAGUGAGGCUGUUGGAGGAGGAAAAGGUGCUUUCUGCAAUUGACAAAUUUAUCAACGUGAAUUUGGCGCAGCUUGGACAAGUCAAAACGUUCUUCCCAACACAGGCCAAAACACAACCACUUCAAAUCAAGUUGUCUCAGCGUUUCCCGUCGAGAGUGGACGCGACAGCAAGCACAAUAACAAGUUUUCUGAAUGAUGACAGAAUUGAAGUGUUAAAGAAAACACGUCGAGACAAGAGUGGGAUUCUCUUUGAUAAGAAUGAGAUGGAUGAAGACAAUGAAAAGACGGGAGUUGAUAUUCAGAAGGAGUUAGACGAAUACAACCACGAGCGGAAAAAGGAGAAUGAAGACGUGGGCAUGAGUGCGAGUGAGUUGCAACAGUUGAGAGAAAAGGAGAAGAUGCCAGAGACAGCAGAAGAGAAACUUGAAAGGAAGAAAACGGAGAAACAACAGAAAAGUAAAAAGAAGACGACGAUGUCGAAGUUGGAUAAUUCUGUUGACACUGCGAUUUUGCAAAGACGACCGAGUGGAUAUGUGCGAAGUGGAUUAAAAAGUGUUGAAGAGUUAAGGAGGGAGUUUGAGGAAGAACAAAGUGCUGUUAACAUGUUAAUGAUAGUCAAAGAUAUGGUGUAUGUUGGGAUAGUCAAUCAAGAAUUCUUUUUGGCGCAAUCGGGAGGGAGUUUGUAUUUGGUUCAUACGUCGAGUGUGAUAUGUGAAAUGGUUUAUCAACAAAUGAUAUACACCAUUGGGAGUGGAAGUAUGUUAGUUAUCGAACCCGAAGUUUCCAUCAAAGAAUUGUUAAAGAUGACAAGGAAGGUUGGGUAUAGUGAAGAAGAAGAGAAUGUGAAAGAAGACGAAUUGAUUGAACAAAUUGUGAAACAUAAAGACAUGAUGAAGAACUACUUCAAAAUUCAUAUCAAUGAAAGAGGACAAAUAACAGGAAUGCCCGAUGUGAUGGGGGGAUACUCACCAAAUGCAUAUGGACUCACAUUCUUUGUCAAUAAACUCCGAGACAUUGAUUGGAAAGAAGAAAAGAAGUGUCUGGGAGAGAUAGCGAGAGCCGUUGGAUGGUUUUAUUCUGUUGUUGGUGGCGAUGAAACAGUCGAACAACUAUCGAUGAAAAUAGAACAUAACAUACUGCCUUAUAUCAAAAAGAUGCUUGUGCCACAAAAAGUGAUGAUGAACACAACACUCACGCAAAUAGUGGACGUUGCGAAGUUGUACCAUGUGUUUGAAAGAUGUUAA
This is a messenger RNA of Entamoeba invadens IP1, 2142 nucleotides long. RefSeq names its product DNA mismatch repair protein MlH1, putative. Lineage: Eukaryota; Evosea; Mastigamoebida; Endamoebidae. Gene Ontology annotation, biological process: mismatch repair. The record is from RefSeq and is a predicted model, not a curated record. Bases 1 to 2142 code for a protein of 713 amino acids. Gene Ontology annotation, molecular function: ATP hydrolysis activity; ATP binding; mismatched DNA binding. Gene Ontology annotation, cellular component: MutLalpha complex. The transcript is spliced from 2 exons.